Messenger RNA from Ilyonectria robusta, 1419 nucleotides. RefSeq lists its product as uncharacterized. The record is from RefSeq and is a predicted model, not a curated record. Gene Ontology annotation, molecular function: oxidoreductase activity, acting on the CH-OH group of donors, NAD or NADP as acceptor; NAD binding. The coding region runs from base 1 to 1419 and encodes 472 amino acids. The transcript has 7 exons. Lineage: Eukaryota; Fungi; Ascomycota; Sordariomycetes; Hypocreales; Nectriaceae.
AUGACUCCCGCUCAGGAUAUUCAGGCCAACCUCUCAGCCUCAUUCCAGAGGUCCGUCUCCAACAGCUGGGGCCAGAACCUCUCUGGCUCGCCCACUGCCACCUUCAACUCCCCUCCCAGCAGCUGGGGCGGCCCCAUCCCCCGUCGCAGCGCCCCCAAGUCUCUCAAGCCCUUCAACACCCAGGACAUUAAGAUCCUGCUUCUGGAGAAUGUCAACGUCGGCGGCCAAGAGAUCCUGAGGAGCCAGGGCUACCAAGUUGAGGCUCUUAAGACCUCUCUCCCCGAGGACCAGCUGAUUGAGAAGAUCCGCGAUAUCCACGUCAUCGGCAUCCGCUCCAAGACUAAGCUGACCGAGAGUGUUCUCCGUGAGGCCAAGAACCUCCUUGUCGUUGGUUGCUUCUGCAUUGGUACCAACCAGGUCGACCUCGACUUUGCUGCCCGUCAUGGUAUCUCCGUCUUCAACUCCCCUUUCGCCAACUCCCGCAGUGUGGCCGAACUCGUCAUUGCCGAGAUCAUCACCCUCGCCCGUCAGCUCGGCGACCGAUCCAACGAGAUGCACCGUGGCACCUGGAACAAGGUUAGCUCCAAGUGCUGGGAAAUUCGUGGCAAGACUUUGGGAAUUGUCGGAUAUGGCCACAUCGGCUCGCAGCUUUCUGUCCUCGCCGAGGCCAUGGGAAUGAACGUCAUUUACUACGAUGUUGUCACCCUCAUGGCCCUGGGAACCGCCCGUCAAGUGCCUACCCUCGAGAAACUCCUCGAGGAGAGUGACUUUGUCACCCUCCACGUGCCCGACUUGCCCGAAACCCGCAAUUUGAUCUCGACUACCCAGUUCGAGCACAUGAAGAACGGCUCUUACCUCAUCAACGCUAGCCGUGGCAGCGUUGUUGACAUCCCGGCCCUAAUCAAGGCCUCCCGCUCGGGCAAGAUUGCUGGAGCUGCCCUGGAUGUGUUUCCCCAGGAGCCUGCCGCUAACGGCGACUACUUCAACAGCAACCUCAACACCUGGGGCGAGGACUUGAGGAGCUUGAACAACAUCAUCCUCACCCCUCACAUCGGCGGAAGCACCGAGGAAGCUCAGCGUGCCAUUGGUAUCGAGGUUGCCGACGCCUUGGUGCGAUACAUCAACCAGGGCAUUACCCUUGGCAGUGUCAACCUGCCCGAGGUGCAACUGCGAUCAUUGACUCUGGAUGAGCCCGACCACGCUCGUGUCAUCUACAUCCACCGCAACGUCCCUGGUGUGCUCCGAAAAGUCAACGAGAUUCUCGGCGACCACAACGUCGACAAGCAGAUCAGCGACAGCAGAGGCGAUGUGGCCUACCUGAUGGCUGAUAUUAGCAACGUCCGAUACGAGCAGAUCAAAGACAUCCAAGAAAGCCUGGAGGCGCUCAGCUCACGAAUCUUGACCCGAGUCCUCUACUAA